GAACUUAACUUCUUCUAUGUUCACGUCAGGAGCUUCAACAGGCACAACAACGCCCUUCAACCUCACUGCCUCGGAAGCCCUUCUUCGUUCCAGGCUCAAUCUUGGCGUCUUCCAAACCGAAUCUGACUUGUGCAAUGUUGGCCAAAGUCUUGUCGUGAUGAACCUCGGCGGCGCAAUGGGCAGUCGUGUCGAUCUAAAUCCAUCCCUCCGCGUGUCUGAGAAUUACGCUCCACUGUCGAACUAUACCGGAGCCACACUUGAGGCAGUCCCAGAACUACCGUUGUACGCGACUGUGGACACAGCGGGUUCACGUUUAGCGUUUACUUUGGGCGACUUCAAAGGGUACGCGAGUGGGCCUUGGACAUUGUGUUGGAAGUCGGGAUUGGUGGAGAUGGAAGGUGGAAUAAAUAGCUCCGAAAUGCUGAAUGGUAGUACGAUCAGUGGCAGUAAUGCGACAUCACCCACAAAGAACGCAUCAAAUACGUCAGGAAGCAACGCAUCAGUAUCUUCAGAGGCUAAUGUUACUUCUACGGCCACCUCCAGUUCCGUUUCCUCUCUCUGGGUUCCAUUUGGACAGAUGCAUGUCGUCGGACCGACAAGACGCCUAGUGAACUGCAAUCUAGGCGCUCGCUGCGCUGUUGAGAUCCACGGGUACGGGAAUUUUGCGCCUAUCUCAAAUUUUCUCAUCGCGCAGAAGCAGGAAGGCAAUGCGACAGCUACUAGAAGGCUGACGACUUCCUUAGAGUAUGCCUCCGCGACUGAAGUAGGUGCAGGAAAUUCAUCCACUUCCACCGCGAAAAACGCAGAAGAGAUAGCAGCCAACGACUGCGACGGGCCAGAAUGGAUGUCUGUGUAUGACGCAAGCUCUGAGUUCACGUAUGACACUCAAGCCCAAACCCAGACAAUCAAACUCGACACGCCAUUCGCCAACAUGCCGACGACGAACGCGGAUGCGUCAACACUGUAUCUUUGCUGGAGGGCGUCUGCGACCACGUCUUCAAGUGCUGACACUACAAGCUCUCCAAGCGCAAGUUCAUCAACUUCCCCCCCGAGUUCUACAAUAAACAAGAACCUCAAUCCUUUCAUGGCCCUACCCGGAAUGAAAGAGACGCUAGGUGUAUCUAGUUCCUACCAAUCGCAGAAUCAGUUCACGAGGAUUGGACAAUUCGUGGUUUCUGGUCCUGUGCUACUAGGUUCUGGACAGGGUCAGCACUUCUACUGCGAACUAGGCGAUCAUGAGUGUGACAUUCAACUCAACUACGUCGGUACUUCUCCUGGUUUGCAGUCUUCUCUCAACAUUUCCUAUUUGCAACUGCAACCAGUGCUUGGUGGCGAGACGCACCCAGACGCAACUGUAGUGAACAAAUGCAUCGAUGGAACGCGUGUCGCCAGUAGUAUUCGACUGCAGAACGCCUUUAGAGGAAGUUCGAACUUCUUCAACUCGACGAGUGAUCUGUUUCAGUUAGGGCAUGUGAAGUUGCGAGAACCGGUGGGAUGGACAGGAACCUACAGGAUCUGCUGGAGGUCGAGUUUGGGAGACACGAAAGCAUCCGCCACAGGAGCAAGUACAUCCUCCACCUCCUCAACAUAUGCUUCAUCUGCAAAUAGUGCUCACCAACAUGGUUCAAGCUCAGCGAUGCAAGAAUUGCAGUCAUCUUCUUCUGGCGCAUCUGGAGGUUACAGACGAAGGAGGUCUCUGACAGCAGCAUCUGCUGGCACAGGAGCGCAUGAUCCUAGUAGUGGCACUAUGGAAGAGGACCAUAUGUACGGCUACCUCGGUUCCAUGAGUACUUUUGACCAAACUAAGGAGACCAUGGAUGAACUCCAGAAAAGAUGGCGCGCUCAGUACGAUGGCCAGAAACAAUAUGAGUUUCAAACCGCCACAACUGGUGAAGAAUCAGGCAGUUUCUACGACAUUGGCAGGAUCACAUUUGUCGGUCCUCUAGAAACCGAUAUCUAUUGCGCAUUGGGCGAAAUGUGUGAGGCAAUGAACGUGUCCGGCACUUACUUGAAAAACACGCCAUCGCGAAGUGUGUCGAUCGUUGUGCGAGAUGAUGCGACAAGCUUCGGUGAUGCAGAAUGUCAAAGGGCUUUUAGCUUGAGCAUGAGCAAUAGCGCAUCUUCUACAGGCAUGACCCUGGAACAGCACUUGUUGGACGGUUUAGUAGCGGAUUUCGCAGACGCCGUUGGUGGUAGCAUUACUUCGAUCGCAGUAAGUGCGGAGGAAGACACAUUCAAAAACCCAGUGUCACAAUUGAAGUCGAACUCUAGUGGAGCAACUUCCUCUGAAGAGACCUUUAGCGUGCUGUUUGGCAUUCCUGAGCGGGGUGUUGCAGGAGAAUAUGCGUUGUGUUGGCGUGAGAGAGAGGUUUUCGGUACCUUCCACUUGACAGGUCCCCUCAGUGGCAGUGCCAGGCCGACCACUUGUCCACUUGGCGUGACCGAUUGCAGGUUGAGGAUAGAAGGCCAUGCGUUAGCCGCUUCCAAUCAUUUGCGAAUUGCUGAGAGCGCCUUUCCCUAUCAGAGUGUCAAUUUUCUCCCAAAAAACCCAGUGCAAGUCACCAGCGAUUUGCGCCACCGCUUGUACAGCUUUGGGCCGCUGAAUGAUGCUUCGAUUCGACCAGGCAUAUACAGUGUGUUCUGGGGCCAGACGCCAAAUGCACAGAAAGUUUCGACUGACGUUGUCGUUUUUCAAGGCCCAGAAGUCAAAUCCUUGACAGCUCCAGAUGGCGACACCGGGUUCUCCUGCGUGUUGGGAGAAGAAUGCAGAAUCGAAUUGAACGGCGUGGCUUUGCAGAGCUUCAAUCGUUUGAAGGUUCUUGCUUACGACCGAUUAGAACCUACUAGGGUCUACAAUGCGCCUGUUCAAACAGUGGGGCCGAAUGGGACUGUGGUUUCGACAAAUCUCACACGAAUGGUCUACGAAUGGGCACCACAAAUCACGACUCUGCUGGACGAUGUUGAAGAAGGCCUAGCGACAUCGAAUACCACCAACAACUCGACCAACGCAUCAACAACUACCUCUAGUACUUCAAGUGGGAGUGUGACGACCCUGGACACGAAUUGGACUGUCACAGAGCUGACGAACGACGGGAUCGAGAAAUCAGUUGACGGCUACCUCGGCUUCCCCUACAACCCGAUCCAUCCAGAGUCUAUUCGUCGAAACGGUGCUAGUUUCUCCUUCGGCAUUCCACUCGCCAACGCUUCACGAGGAUAUAGACUGUAUUGGCAUGUACACUCGAAGAAUAAUGAAGCAGCCACGAUGUUAGACGCCAAAAUAGCGUCUGAAUGGAUUACAGCCGGCAGUUUCGAAAUCCUAGGACCAAUUGUGCCGGAUGGCACUGUCAAUGACCUGAUGCACCGAUUUGAGCAUGAAGCUGAGGGGUUUUUCUAUCCAAACGCCAUCUCGAACAACUCCAAUAUGACCAACUCCGCAGCGAACCCUGCCUCAUCUUCCACAAAUGAAACAGCAAAUGCAAGUUCAACAUCAAGUGCUGGGAACAACAGCACUGUUGUAUCUCUUCUAUCUUCAGCAUUGGACGUCCCUGCCACCACCACGACAUCAACAUCCACGAGCACUUCUACGCACUACGAUUUCCAUUCGUGCGUGAUUGGAAAGACCUGCUCCAUCGCCGUUGAGUUCAUCGGAAGGACUUUCGUAUCAAACAGCAUGCGCAUUCGUCAUGCAUGCGCUUUCAACGACACGUUCUUGCAACUCAAAGCAAAAGACCCGUUGAGUGAUGAACGGUUUCCAGAAGACGCAAUGCUGCCCUAUAGUGCGGGACGAAGGUUGUUGGAAGAGGAAGACGGAGGUAAUGAAGGUGUUGAGGAUGCUCUGAAUCCGGGUAGAUUUGAAACUCACAUCGGUGUCGGUGUCGCCGACAUUGACAGCAAACAGACAGCAUCUCCUGCGGUUGCAGCACCAGAAGUGGAUGAUACUGACCUCGACACUAAGCUCCGGCGUUUAUCGCACAACACACCAACCACAACACCCGCGCCUCUUCCGACGCCGCUAGGUCUGUCUUUCGUGCCUAAUUUUUUGCCCUACGGCUACCGCCCAACAUUAGCCGACCUGAAGCAACAAGGCUACAAUCAGUAUGAAAACGCGAAGACCGGUUUCCGGAAUUACAUCCCAAUAGGAUGGCCUGGCGCGGUGUCCUCCGAUAACAUGGGGUGGCCUGCACGGAUGUUUGAGACCAGUGAGCAUCCUUACGACCCAAGUUGGUCGAGACCAGCAUUGGUAGUGGAUCCUGUGAUAUUGCCGGAAGUUAGGGAUUUGACCUUGGAUGGUGGGUUUAAGGGCUAUGUGGAGACAGGGGAUUUGAUGGAUACGACGACCUACGCUUCAUCAGCGUCGACUUCAGGAUCAGGAACUGGUGUUAGUCCCAGUCCAACACAAGAGGACCUUCUCAAAUCUCUUAGUUCUGUGGAUGCUGCUACAGGUCAAGCUGUAACGCGUGAAACACUAGCAACGACUGACACAUCAACCGAGUACACAACCGAUUUGCUCUUAGACUCUUUAGAGGUCCAAAAUAACGAGCACACAAUCACUGCCUUACAAAACAGGACCGUCUUCAAAUACGACUUUGGUCUGGCCACUACUUUGCCAACAUUCACAGACUACGAACUCUGUUGGUCGAAGAACGAAGUGAUUUUGUCUCCUUUACGCUUGUACGGCCCCGUGGAUGCGAAUCUCGGACGUGUUAAUCGAUGCAAAUUCACGUUUCCAGCAGCAACGUCUCCAUCCAGAGAGGACACGUCCGCGAGCAAUGACACAACUAGUGGAACGUCGAAUGACACUACCAAUUCCUCCUCCUCGACUGCUGGAGGUGACAAAGACGAUUGCUUGUUCUACGUCGCGGGUGACUUCUUUCCCAUACAGGCGCCUUUGAUUGCAGCUGUGGACACAAAAAAUGCCAGUUCGAGUUCUGCAGAAAAUAGUCCAUCAGAAUCCAGCUCAACGAACAGUUCUGGGAAUGAUACUGUGCCCACAAGUCGUGGAUCGAAUAAGAAAAACUUCAUCCAAAUCGUCGACGACUACGAUUGCAGCACUUCUACUUCCAACGUCAUACUAAGUGGAAAUUUGGAAACCGUCGCUCGUACAAAAGAACUGCAACAGCCCUCUUCAGUUCCUGCUGUAGUAGAAGAAUCGGAUUUAUGAAACGAAAAAGUGCACUUACACUCAAGAAAUUGGCUAGGAUUUACGUAGGAAAAUAGCCACUUUUUUUGAGUGUGAGUGCACUUUUCUCUUUCAUAGGAUUACUAUGGCAAUGGCGUAACCACGUUUGAUGAUAUGGCGAACCCAUUUGGGGCUGACCUGUCACGGUACAAUGCUCAACAACUGAAUCAGUUGAACGUGAUGAAUCAGUACGUUACACUGCCAGAAAACGGCGUCCUGGCGUCGGAAAAACGCGCUGUGAUGCGCCUAACCGCUUCGGAGGACCUGCGGAAAUUUAGAAGAAAAGACAACUACACGAUAUGCUGGAAGCAUGAGAAUGUAACCGAAGACCCCUGGGUCCGUGCUGGCUUUUUAUCAGUGGAAACGCCAUAUACAUGCGUACUAGGAAGUUUGUGCGCUCUGGAUGUGGAGGCGUUGACUACAAACGCAGAGAAGAGUCUCUCGUCAACAAGUGGAUCGUUUGACAAUGCGACUGACCGUUUGGAAUAUGAGUUUUCCGUCAGUGAGGACUUGAGUUGCAGCACAAAGGCUACAAACACGACACUGGUCAAAGUGCUGAAUGGACUCGAGAACGCAGCAAACGUGGAAACAGUGUUGAAGAACCUGAUUCGGGAACACUUGGUCAUGCACCAAACUAUGAGCGACACCCCGGAAAACGCAAUUGCGCAUACGACUGCCGACCCACGGGUCCUGUCUGAAUUGGCGAGAAGAAAUUCACUGUUGCAGUCGUUCGGCUUCAAGAAGCUACUGUUGUUGCCGUUCGUAGCUGGAGUUUAUAGCUUGUGCAUGGCGGUGCACAAGGUGCCACUGGUCCUCGAUGAUGGGACCUCCUCGUCGUCGAGCAAUAUCACGACCACUAGUAAUAACGCGUCCAGCACCAGCUCCGUGGUGUUGAUGCCGAAAAGCGCGCAGGGUUUUCUGGUUGUGGAUGGGCCAAAUCGCAAGUUUGGUUCCUCCAUGCAACAGGCAAACGACUCGAACUCCUCCUCGUCUUUGUCAACAUCAGCAUCGGCCUAUAGAGCAAACAGUCGGAUCGACAGUGCUCUCAUCAGGUCAGGGGAUUAUGAUUACUUGCAAAAGGCGAGUCGUGGUACUGCUACUGGUACAUACAACGUUAGUACGAUGA
This is a messenger RNA of Amoebophrya sp. A25, 6305 nucleotides long. The record is from the annotation of a GenBank genome assembly. NCBI's taxonomy places the organism in Eukaryota, Dinophyceae, Syndiniales, Amoebophryaceae.